This is a messenger RNA of Polypterus senegalus (gray bichir), 4620 nucleotides long. It is a transcript of the gene kremen1, whose product is annotated as kringle containing transmembrane protein 1. Lineage: Eukaryota; Metazoa; Chordata; Cladistia; Polypteriformes; Polypteridae. The record is from RefSeq and is a predicted model, not a curated record. The coding region runs from base 120 to 1478 and encodes 452 amino acids. Gene Ontology annotation, biological process: multicellular organism development. The transcript is spliced from 9 exons. Gene Ontology annotation, cellular component: plasma membrane.
GCCUGCCUGCGAGUUCCCAGCUGUCUGUCCAGAGCGUAGUUCGCAGAUCGGAUGCGGCGGAGAGAUUGGGGAAGCGCAACGGAUCACCUGCAGGGUCCAGGAUACCGUGUCUACUCGAGAUGGAGCCUUUUACGUUUGUCGGAUUCACACUUCUGGGGUUUCUCAUCGCAGCCUCUUCGGCACACUUUGAGACCGAAUGCUACACUGCCAAUGGAGAAGAUUACAGAGGGCAGCAAAACCAGACAUGUCUGCAAGGGGGGAAACCAUGUCUUUACUGGAACGAGACCUUUCAACACCCAUACAACACUGUGAAAUAUCCAAAUGGAGAAGGCGGCCUGGGGAGGCACAAUUACUGCAGGAACCCAGAUGGGGACGUAAGGCCUUGGUGUUAUAUUGCUGACCAUGAUGAUGGAGUUUACUGGAAGUACUGUGAUAUUCCUACCUGCCAAAUGCCAGGAAACCUAGGAUGCUUCAGAGAUAGCGGAGAUCCUCCCACGCUAUCUGGCAGCAGUGAGACAUCCAACAAACUGACCAUUCAAAGCUGCAUUAGUUUUUGCCGAAGUCGCAGAUACAAGCUUGCAGGAAUGGAAUCAGGAUAUGCCUGUUUUUGUGGGAAUGAUCCAGAUUACAGGAGACAAGGAGAAGCUGUCAGCACAGAAUGCAAUCAUGUUUGUUUUGGGGAUCACACCCAACCAUGUGGAGGAGAUGGACGCCUCAUCAUCUUUAGCACAUUAGUCGGUGCUUGUGGUGGCAACUAUACAGCUCCAACAGCUGUCAUUUAUUCACCGGAUUUCCCAGAUAAUUAUGGCAGUAACCGGGUUUGCUACUGGACUAUCCAAGUCCCUGGAUCCUCCUUCCUCCUGUUCAAUUUCACCUUCUUUGACAUAAGAGAUGCUACUGACAUAGUGGAGCUACUGGAUGGUUAUACAAAUCAGGUCAUCUCCAGAUUUGAUGGCAGGAACCAACCCCAGGGCCUGGUCAACAUCUCUGCUGACUUUGCAAUUUUAUACUUCUAUUCUGAUCGGAAUAAUCAAGCUCAAGGAUUUGCUGUUGUUUACAAAGCUCUGAGGAAACAGGAUCCCAGUGUGGUUUACCUUGAAGAAAAGAACAACCAGACUGAAGCGGAAUCUCCAUCAAAUACUGAAAAAGCCAACCUCACAUUAAAUGCUGCACGGUCACCUCAGAUUUUUUAUGUGAUCACCUCAAGCCCCAGUAAACCUACUCAUAACAUGCCAGUGUGGACAAUCUAUGCAUUGGCAGCUCUUCUGACCCUGACUGUUAUAGCUAUGGUGGCAAAGGUUCUGCUACACCUAACAGUCAAAUCUCCAAGAAUCCCCACCAUCAGUGGCUCAGAAAGUUGCAACCAGAAUCCUUCCACAGAGCCAUGGAUAAUCUUCUACCGGCCCUCCACCAUCUCAUUCUUUAAGAAGAAGCUGAAAAAUCGCCACGGUGACCUCAGUCCCUUGGUUAGCCAUUAAGAGCAUCAUGCACUACAAAAGAGUGUUCUUCACAGAGACACCGGACAGCGCUGGGCAACCAUGUUCAGACUUUGCAAGCACAUCCACUGCACUUCAACCUUACCCAAAGGCUUUGCAAUGCUGUAUCACGCCAGGGAAGGCCGUCAGCUGAGCCACAGUGGGUGCAACCGUAGAGGAGGCCAAAAAUAAAAAAGUAACUGUUUUUUUGUGAUGGAGUUGCCUUUCGAAGCUUUGGUGCCUUAAACCUGGGAAAGCUGAUGUUGUUUUUAUUUAAAUUUUCAAGUUUUCCCCAAAGCAACGUAAUCUGAAGCACUUAAUUUAAAACUCUUUGGGUGCAGACACAGCGGCUGAUGUUCAACAAAUUGCUCCAAGGAGAUUUGUGUAACCUGGCAAAUACCAAAAAUCAGUAACUACGUGCAGAAGAUGGAUAGAGAGACACCAGGCAUCACAAAGCAUCUUGCAAGAAAUUAGGAACCCAAAGAGUGCAAAAACACAACGGCAGAUGGCCUGCAAGAAGAUUUUGGUCAGGGAAGCUCCAGGUUGCUAAAAACUUACCUGUUUGGGUAGCAGCCUUCUUUUCUGUGAAAUCCCCAUUUAGCUGUUGUGGCUUUGGCAGUGUCCCUGAUAUGUGCCACCUGAGAAGUGAUGACAUGAGCUGCCCAUUGUGAAAAUGGCAUCUAGAUGUGGAUUUGGAAUCCAGUAGGAAUACGCCACAUUCUUUCACUGAGGUGCACUGGCGUAGCCCUUCACUAACUUUGUUGGAUGUAAUCGGAAUGUGUGUUGUGGCUUUGCCUUUAUCAUAUUAAUGUGAAAAUGUAUAUGAGGGCAUUAGCUUGGGUCAAGGUUAAAAUGUUUCAAGUGCCUUAUAAAGGAUAGUUCAUAUACACAAAGUGGGUUUCAGCUGGCUGAACAGACAGGCUAGCUAUUUAACAGGCACCCACAGAAAAGGUUACCAGAGCAUGGUGAUUUAUAAAAUGUUAUACAAAUUGCAGUCAGUCAAUGGUAUAACCCCACCCACCAAGAAGAUGUGUGUAGACUGGUUCAUCAAAAUCCUUAACAGCUGUUGGAAUCCAAGUGACAAAGGUGCUACAUUGGUCAUCUUCCUUCUCCUGAGCACAACAGCUGGCAGCCUGUCAUUUGGUACCUACUGUAUGUGCUGAAAACUAUUCCAAGACUUGGGGGUGCAUAGCCCGAGGAUGGCGUCACUGGUGACACAUUCAUUACAAAAAUGUCUGUCAUGAAAGGACCUCCCCUUCAUUUUUAAAACAUCCAGCAACAUAGCAGUAAACUUUAUUCUGUCUGACUAAGUGCUGUUAAUAGGGUCCAAGCCAAAAGGCUGAGUUUCUAAAGAAAAUACAAAGGAAAACUCUAGAAGAAUUUUACAUGGUCAUCCUUCUGUGACCAAAGAACAAAACAACAAGGAAAGAAACUAAAGAAUUAAACGGACGAGGAAAGGAACUGAAGUCUUUCGUGUUGCAUUUAAUGCAAUUGUGUUCUGCUGUCGCUGAUGAAAAAUUGCUCAGGGUUACUCUUCAGUCUGGAGAAGCUGGCCGCAAGGAGUUAGAAUAUAUCAGCAUUUAAGGUUGAGCUAUAACAAAAGUCCCCUUUGACUUCUAACUGCAGUUAUCAGGAGUGUCAUAUUACACAGCUGCAGCCUCUCUGCCCUUUGCAACGUCACUGGACAGAUCCCAGGCCUUAGUUCAGGCAUGUUCUCCCACAUGUCUUUAAUCAUUAGUGGUCAAUUCAAACUAUAGGUUUGAAAUGAUUAUGGAGCCUCCAUAUUUAAGCAAUCAGUUUGUGUAUAGUGCCUUGCAGAGAGUUAGGUUACAUGUCAGUAAACAAAUCAACACCCCAUUAUUCACAUAAAGUACAAGUUGAAUUUUCCACUGUCUUUGGUACUGAGAAUGUGGUGAAUAUCACAGAGUAACUGUUAGCCUGGUGCAUACUGCAAUGGCCUAGAUAUUCUCCACCACAAAAACAAAUCUGAUUUAAUCAGAAAAACUCAUGUAAAGAAGAACUAUAUACUAAAUAAAUCUUGGUUCUUUUAAUUCCCAGCAAAUUUGAUAUUAAACUUAAAUUAAAGCUGGUUCUUUGCUGCCCCCUCAGCUAAUAUGUGCACUUGGUUAUGUUCUAACUAUUCUGCAAUGGGACAACUGGUACAGUCAAACUGUUAGUCUCUAAUGCCUACUAAUAAUUAAAUUCAGGAUGAAAACGCAAUAUUUAUAUAUUAUAAACUAAAAUUCUGCUAAGAAAGUACAUCAAACAAAAACUUGUUUCCACAAUAUUUAUGGAUUCAAUGCAAGUCAAUGAUAGAGAACAUAAAUAACUAAUUGAAACAUUACAAUAAAGAGGAGAAAAUAUAGAUGAACCAAACACUAUGAAAUGUUGCAAUAAUCCAAAAAAAUCUCUCAGUCACUUAUUAAUUAUAUUAUGAACACUUGAACAGUACUUGAUAUAUUGGCCUUUAAAUCUGUCUGCUUUAUUUUUAUUGCACCUUUCAAGCAAAAUACACAAUUGAUAAUUUAAAACAAAAACUUACUUACUAAAAAAAUAAAGAAUGUUUAGCAGCAUAAUUCUGAUCUAGCUGAAAUGAAGUCUAAGUUUGAGGAUUUAGACAAGAAAACAAAGUAUUCUAAUAACUAUAUACAGUACAGUAGACACAUUUAUGUUCUGUAUCCUCAAACUAUAACACAAAUCUCACUAUAGCUAUGAGUCUAAGAUAAUAAAAACAGGACUAUGCUACAAUGUUCAGUCAUGUCAUUGAAUACUAAUAGCCAAGGUCCCUAGCACAGCCUGAAACUGUCUGGCAACCUGUUAUGUCUGAGCACAGACAGUGUUUGAGAGUGGACCAGGAUAUAAAUAUACAAGUAAGCAGAAAAAGAUCAAAUCAAAAAUAAAAAUCUCAAAACCAAAAUAAGAGGUAUAAAUUUUGGUCAAAUAUUUAAAAUCAAAAGACAAAAACCAGGGACUAUGAAUCCCUAUUAGGGUGGAAUUAUUACCAGAGGACCCCUGUAAUUUUAGUCCCAUCCGAACCACUUAUGUCAGUAACCUCUCACGAAAUGCACGCUCACAUUUCAGUAAACAUUACAAACCCUUCUACCUUCUAUAAAGAGUCCACAAAACAUUACCCCAGCUUAAAAUA